Molecule: messenger RNA, 1839 nt
Organism: Iphiclides podalirius (scarce swallowtail)
Lineage: Eukaryota; Metazoa; Arthropoda; Insecta; Lepidoptera; Papilionidae
Source: the annotation of a GenBank genome assembly
AUGAGACUUUCGCUCGCUGCCGUCGUUAUUUGCGCUUCGUGCUGCUUGUGCUAUGAUGCAUACGAGGACACGAGGGUCAUGGCGCGGGCGUAUCCCGCCCAGGUGAAAAUACCGUUCCAUCGGAAAAUCCACAUACUGAACGCCCAAAAGUCCAAAAGGUCCCCAAAAGCCCUGCCAACCGAGAUCAACAGGCACAACAACAAGAAGCGAUACUUGACGGCGGUCAAAGACUCCUAUACGGUGUUCCCGCCGAUCGGAAUGAGGGUAAAGAAGGUUAACGAUUUCCCAGAGAGCCCCUUCUUCCCCUUAGACGCGCUGUUCGACCAGAAACCUAACAAGGUCAUCAAGAAGAUGCUACCCGACUACGGCUUGCAACACCUCAGACUGAAGCGAUCCGUGGGAAACACGAAAGCGAGCGUUAAUGGCAAAACUACCAAGAAGAUCGACGCUAAAACUAAAGAUAAGAAGGCCGAAACAAAGAGUAUGAGUAAUAAAACGAUUGACAAAAGCAGAGUCGCGCGCAAACAGAAUCCAGGCGGUGCCAACAGUAAGAGCAAAUCGUUGAAAAGACGCACGUCUAGAGUCCCUGUGAACAAGGCGAAAAUACAGAAGAAGCAACCCGCCAAUCCACCAAAAGAACCGACGAACACCAUUACGAAGAAUAAAAGGACAGCAGACAAGAGGAACCUGCGAACACAAAACAAAGCGAACAGACCGUCGAAACAGAGCUUGCGAAGUGGCCCAUCGAGACACAACAGGAAUCCGAAAUCGAGUCUGAGGAGUCGCCCCAACAAAGUCAAACGCAGCGGAAAGCAGAAAUCGAAGGCGGUUAAGCGCCCGCAAGCGCAGCGCGACCGCAAAGUAAAUGUGGGCAGGCGUCUGAUCGCCGGGAGGGACGCUAUGAUCGAGGACUACCCUUACGUAGUCUCCAUACAAAAGGCGGGCGAGCACUGGUGCGCCGGCGCGCUGCUCAACCCCCGCCUCGUUAUCACCACCGCCAACUGCGUUUGGAAGUCGGAGCGGGUAGCCAGGCUUAGGGUGCGGGCUGGCACGCGUCACAGUGACCGUGGCGGGCAAGUGGCCAGGGUUCAGGAGAUGAUGCGCCACCCCGGCUGGAGCAUUCGCAACAUCCCCGACAACGACGUCGCUCUGCUACUCCUGGACAAGAGUAUAAGAUUCUCACACGACGUGCACGCAGUGGACUUGCCCAAUCUCGCUAUGAUGCCCGCCUUCGACGACGCUUGGGUUACCAGUUGGGGUAGCGACAGGCGCGACGGUAUUUACGAUAGAGGGGAUCUGUCGCUGCAAGCUUACCAAGGCCGCCUAAUGGACCGCCAGAAGUGCAACAACGUAACGGAGCGCUUCGGCGUGUACGUCACGCACAAUUUCUUCUGCAUGACCCAAGCCGGCAGGAGGUCGCCGUGCACCAGGGACACUGGAGCGCCGGCUGUAAGCGAUGGGGUGCUUUGGGGCUUAGCGUCAUGGGGAAUACGCAAAUCAUGCGGUACGGAGCGAUUUCCAGCCAUGUUUACUUAUAUCGCAGCGGAUUCCAUAAUGAAUUUCAUCAAAAACGCAACGCACCUCCUCAUGUCCGACGAGAGGUUCUAUCCGUACCUAGAUCGACUUACCCAAUAUGGGACUUUUGCCUUGUGGGAGAACAAGAAUCAAAAAACAUUGAGUUUGUAUAACACUCCACCUGCUGUUGAACCAUGCUUAUUUAGCAAAGCUUGGCGCCAACUACCAUGCAUUUCUAUACAGCAAGCACGCUCAAAUGACACGUUUAAAAUGAAAAUUAGAAAACUAAAGCAGUCCUGUGAACAGCGAGUUUUUCACCAAUCG